Molecule: messenger RNA, 421 nt
Organism: Neocloeon triangulifer
Lineage: Eukaryota; Metazoa; Arthropoda; Insecta; Ephemeroptera; Baetidae
Product: cytochrome b-c1 complex subunit 6, mitochondrial-like
Exons: 1
Coding region: 69-332 (87 amino acids)
Biological process (GO): mitochondrial electron transport, ubiquinol to cytochrome c
Source: RefSeq, a predicted model, not a curated record
ACAGUUGUGCGCAGACCUGUCGCCAUAUUGGAUCUUUUGCAGCCAAAAUUUUCCGAGCCUGCACAAAAAUGCCUCUCUUCGAUUUCCUCAAGCCUGUCAAGGUCGCCAAGGCCCAGGAGGCCGACGAAGAGUUGGUCGACCCUCAGACCACCCUGAGAAACAAAUGCAACGAGCAGGCAGCAGUGAUCACCUUGAAAGAGCGCUACGAAGCUUGCAAUGACCGGGUCAACAGCAAGAGCCGCACCACCGAGACUUGCAUCGAGGAACUCAAUGACUAUCUUCAUGUCCUGGACGCCUGCGUGACCAAAACGCUCUUCAGUCAACUCAAGUAGAUGCCCAUAUAAAAAAUGUUCCAUUGUUGAUUUAUGUAUAUAAAUAGUUCAUUACAAAAUAAUAAGUAACCUGGUUUAAAACCCAGAAA